Molecule: messenger RNA, 1926 nt
Organism: Tarenaya hassleriana
Lineage: Eukaryota; Viridiplantae; Streptophyta; Magnoliopsida; Brassicales; Cleomaceae
Product: asparagine--tRNA ligase, cytoplasmic 1-like
Exons: 7
Coding region: 49-1770 (573 amino acids)
Biological process (GO): asparaginyl-tRNA aminoacylation
Cellular component (GO): mitochondrion
Molecular function (GO): ATP binding; nucleic acid binding; asparagine-tRNA ligase activity
Source: RefSeq, a predicted model, not a curated record
CUCCACCUCUGCAACUUCAUUUCAUUUCACCUUCUUCGAUUGACGGCAAUGGCUGACGAAACCUCGCCUCCCGUAGAUCAGUUAGUCGUCGCAUCCGUACGCGAAGAUGGACCCUCGUCUUCUCUGGUGAAGAAAGCCCAAUUCUCGGACCGGGUCCUUAUCUGUUCGAUCGUCGGAAGAACCGACGGCGGAGCUGGGCUCGCCGGUGAACGUGUCCGGGUCGGCGGAUGGGUCAAAACGGGUAGAGAGCAGGGGAAAGGAACCUUCGCAUUUCUGGAGCUCAAUGACGGGUCAUGCCCUGCGAAUCUUCAGGUUAUCGUGGACGCGUCCGUAUCGGAUCUCGCCCCGCUCGUUCCGACAGGCACUUGCGUAUCCGUCGACGGUGUUUUGAAGACUCCGCCGGAAGGUGCGAAACAGAAGAUUGAGCUCCGCGUCGAGAAGGUGAUCCAUGUUGGAAGAGUGGAUCCGGCGAAGUACCCGAUUCCUAAGACGAAGCUAACUCUCGAGUUUCUGAGAGAUGUUCUUCAUCUUCGCGCCAGGACGAAUACGAUCUCAGCUGUUGCGAGAAUCCGAAAUGCUCUUGCUUUUGCAACCCACAGUUUCUUUCAAGAGCACAACUUCCUUUACAUUCACACUCCGAUCGUCACAACAAGUGAUUGUGAAGGUGCCGGUGAAAUGUUCCAAGUCACGACCUUGAUCGGUGAGUCCGAGAGGUUGGAGAAGGACCUGAUAAAGAACCCUCCGCCCACAGAAGCUGACGUAGAAGCUGCCAAGCUUGUUGUCAAGGAGAGAGGUGAUGCCGUUGCCCAGCUCAAAGCUGCCAAAGCUAGCAAGCAAGAUAUGGCUCCCGCUGUUGACGAACUCAAGAAAGCAAAGGAGAAUGUGGCUGAACUUGAAAAGAGAUCUAAGCUUAAACCGGGAAUUCCCAAGAAAGACGGGAAAAUCGAUUAUUCCCAGGAUUUCUUUGCUCGUCAAGCUUUCUUGACAGUUUCUGGCCAACUACAAGUAGAAACAUAUGCUUGCGCGCUUAGCAGUGUGUAUACGUUUGGCCCGACUUUCCGGGCAGAGAACUCUCACACCUCAAGGCAUUUGGCCGAGUUUUGGAUGGUUGAGCCUGAAAUAGCUUUUGCUGAUCUUCAGGACGACAUGAACUGUGCAGAGGCAUAUGUUAAAUACAUGUGCCAGUGGUUGCUUGACAAAUGUUACAACGACAUGGAACUUAUGGCUAAGAAUUACGACAAGGGUUGCAUUGAGCGGCUUAAAACGGUUGCCUCAACGCCAUUCGUACGUGUAUCAUACACUGAAGCGGUAAAAAUGCUCGAGGAUGCUGUGGCCAAGGGAAAGAAGUUUGAAAACAAAGUGGAGUGGGGAGUUGACUUAGCAUCUGAGCAUGAAAGAUACCUGACAGAGGUUUUGUUUCAAAAGCCGGUUAUUGUCUAUAACUACCCGAAAGGGAUCAAAGCAUUUUACAUGAGACUUAACGAUGACGGAAAGACGGUAGCUGCAAUGGAUGUUCUCGUCCCAAAGGUCGGGGAACUCAUUGGUGGAAGCCAAAGGGAAGAGCGGUAUGAGGUCAUCACGGAGAGGAUAGCAGAGAUGGGUCUGCCCAUGGAGCCAUAUGAGUGGUACCUCGAUCUCCGUCGCUUUGGAACUGUCAAACACAGCGGGUUUGGACUCGGGUUCGAAAGGAUGAUCCUUUUCGCGACGGGUAUCGAUAACAUCAGAGAUGUUAUCCCUUUCCCACGGUAUCCUGGUCGAGCAGAUCUUUGAUUCCAUACAUUUUUCAUGUUUUGAUUUUUCAAUACUUUACUAUGUUUGUUGAGCCCUUUGGGAUUUAAUUACCAACUCUAAUUUUAUGCCCUUUGUUCAUUCUUUCAUGUUCUGGCCUCUUCUCCCUUGUGAAUGCUUGUGUUUUACAGGUCAAUA